Molecule: messenger RNA, 501 nt
Organism: Aspergillus costaricaensis CBS 115574
Lineage: Eukaryota; Fungi; Ascomycota; Eurotiomycetes; Eurotiales; Aspergillaceae
Product: MICOS complex subunit MIC10
Exons: 4
Coding region: 82-366 (94 amino acids)
Cellular component (GO): mitochondrion; MICOS complex; mitochondrial inner membrane
Source: RefSeq, a predicted model, not a curated record
UUCUCUUUCUUGCUUCUCAUUCCUUUGCUUGCAACCAGUUAACCCUCCCUUCUGUAGUUUGUUGCCGAAGCUCUUAUCGCCAUGGCCGACUCCAACGAAUCCCAGCCGGUCGCACCGGUCCCACGCUCCACCAAGCCCGUCAGCGAGGCCCUGCUGAACGAAAAGUGGGAUCGCGCCAUCUCCUCCCUCAUCAUCCGCUCUUCCCUCGGUCUCUCCUUCGGUGUUGUCUUCUCCGUGCUCCUCUUCAAGCGGAGAGCUUGGCCCGCGUGGGUUGGUCUCGGCUUCGGUGCCGGACGUGCUUGGGAGGAAGCUGAUUCCUCCUUCCGUCGGGGCGACUCUCCGGUCAGAGAUGCCCUGCGUAGGUAGAGUAGCUCGGGCCUCCAUUUCUGUAUGAUACCUGUAUAGCUGGGAAGGAAAACGAGCUGCAUCAAGAACAUCUUUCGUCGUGUUUGAAAUGGUCUCUUUAGACUUUUUCCUACUUUAGCAUUCAAUUCAUCGUUG